Cercospora beticola is the source of this 846-nucleotide messenger RNA. Its product is annotated as Zn(II)2Cys6 transcription factor domain-containing protein. Gene Ontology annotation, biological process: regulation of DNA-templated transcription. Lineage: Eukaryota; Fungi; Ascomycota; Dothideomycetes; Mycosphaerellales; Mycosphaerellaceae. The record is from RefSeq and is a predicted model, not a curated record. Gene Ontology annotation, molecular function: DNA-binding transcription factor activity, RNA polymerase II-specific; zinc ion binding.
AUGUCGCAACACUAUCCGACACACCGCUCACGCACUUGUGAGCCGUAUCAGACCUCGGAAUAUGAUCGUGCCAUCCAACAGGCUGCCGAAAGAGAACGUAUUGCCAACGGACAGUCAUGUCGUGCAAGUGAGUCUCGAGCUCACGACGUAUCAAAUCAACCACCACGCCUCCCGGGCUUCAACGACCUCUUCGCAUCCAAGCUUCUCAUCAAUCCCGACCUGGGGGACAAGCAGGCUUUCGUGGACGAUCGACGCGAUUCCGUCGUCAGUCAAUUCGAUCGCAAGAACAGCAGACUCUCUCCAAUCCCCAACCACCGCUCUCAGCAGACCGCACGAGGCAAACCAGGCUCCAUUUCGAUACAGAGCUUGUGCUCACCGCAAGACGACUCGUUGCCCAGCCCAACAUCAUCCCUGAGCACAAGUCCCACGGUAUCGCAAGCUUCCUCUUCAUCUCUCAUGCAGCCAGCUCAUCGCUCUCAACCCACAUCACCAUACGAGCUGCCACCAGGCUUCUUCGGCACAUCAGAGCUGGCUCCAGCAACAUAUGUGUACCAAGCCGCCUCAUCAUAUGAGGGUAUUGCGUACAUUCCAGGCCGAGGUUCCUGCCACAUGUACAAGGGCGGCUACUCAAUUCCCACGCACAUCUUCCAAGACCCACUCAACCUCACCCAGAGCAAAAUCCUUCGCAAGAGGCUGUCCGUUGCGUGCGUGACCUGCAGAAAGAAGAAAAUCAAGUGUGAACCUGGCCCAGAUGGUUGUCUGCAGUGUAAGAAAGGCCAGCGGCAGUGCAAGAUUGAGCCAGCGAAGCGUCGAGCUAAGGCUGCCGCCGCUGGAUGUUCAGGCUGA